Molecule: messenger RNA, 2047 nt
Organism: Emericellopsis atlantica
Lineage: Eukaryota; Fungi; Ascomycota; Sordariomycetes; Hypocreales; Bionectriaceae
Exons: 2
Coding region: 194-1897 (567 amino acids)
Biological process (GO): regulation of DNA-templated transcription
Molecular function (GO): zinc ion binding; DNA-binding transcription factor activity, RNA polymerase II-specific
Source: RefSeq, a predicted model, not a curated record
ACCCUCUCUCGUCAGCAGCUUCAGCUCCAAUUCAACGACUUGCGCAUGAUGCUUCCCAGUGCCAUCUCGACGCCCGAGCUCUCACCCCACUCGCCAGGAUGACUCGGGCGAUAUCGUUGCUCUCAACACAUGCACAUUGCAGCCUGUGCCUGAACCGCUUUCAGUCACCAGCAUCGCAGCAACUCAAGCGAACAUGGCCGAAGCAGCUGGUCCAACGAUGACCAAGGCCAGAGUCGGGCGCUCGGGCCCAAAAGUCAAGUCUGGAUGUCGCACAUGCAAGAUCCGCCGGGUGAAAUGCGACGAAGGCCGCCCUGCGUGCCGGAAGUGCGUCUCAACGGGCAGAAAAUGCGAUGGCUACGGUAUCUGGGGCGGUGGGAGCAGCACCCACACCCACCACACGGAUGGUCGCCUGGCCCUGAAGCGUAACCCGUUCCCCCUCUUUGUCGACGCCCCCGGCGAGGAUGAGCACUGCUGCUUCGAGUGGUUCCGUUCGCGCACCGCCAAGAAGCUCCCGGGGCCCUUUGAACCUGUUUUCUGGGAGACCGUCGUCCUGGGCGCUAGCUUUGAGGAGCCUGCCGUGCUUCACGCGGUCCUGGCUCUUGGUUUGGCCCACAAGAAGGAGAGCCUCGAAGGGGACUGCCAGGACGUCGCAAUGGACGCCCCGGACGAGGAAGAGCAGUUCAUCCUGCGCCACUAUAGCGAGUCCAUCCGUCAGCUUGCGCCGCAUUUUGUCAACAAGAGCAGGUCGUCGAUACGCGUCGCGCUCAUCGCAUGCAUGGUCUUUGUCUGUCUCGAGUUCAUCCGUGGCAGGUAUCGGACGGGCAACGAGCACUUGAAUAAUGGUAUGCGACUCUUGGGGCAGCUCGCAGGGCAAGGAAGCACCAUUGACCUGAAGGCGUCUCGUGACCCGGUCGACACCUGGCUCCUGGAGACUUUUGCCAAACUCAACCUGCAGUCCAACCUGUUGGGUCAGGGCACCCGCUUCCUCUAUCAAGCCCGGCAAGGUCUCGAUAUGUAUCCUCUACCCGUAUUGUUCAAGACGAUGGGCGAUGCAAGGAAACGCCUGGACUGGCUGCAACAUGAGAUUGGACAAAUGGCUGGCGAGCGGGAACAUUGCUCAGCGGCCAGCCCCCAGCCUCUCCAAGUCAUGUCAUGUAGACAGCAGCUUCUUGUGACCCAGCUCAUAGCUUGGAAACGUGUCUGCGAUGUGUCCAGGUCGACCUUGUUGGCCUCCAUGGGACCAAUCGGUCGCAUCAUGUACACCAUUUUGCACCUGUACUAUCACAUGGCAUUCAUCAUGGCCAGCACCUGUCUGGCUGACACUGAGGAUGUUUACGAUCAGCACACAGAAGAUUUUCUGGAGAUUGUCAACGAAGCAAUUGCGUUGCACCAGUGCAUCGCGUCAGACGGUCUGGGCGCCUCCCCCUUUGCGCAUAGACCAGAUGUAGCCCCUUUUACCUCGGACAAGGGCUGGAUACCGCCUUUGUACUUUACAGCAAUCAAGUGUCGCGCUCACCGGGUCAGGCUGCAUGCUGUUCGCUUGCUCAGCACUAUACCAAGCAAAGAGGGGAUUUGGGAUGCCAAAUUGGCGGCCACGAUAGGGGCUGAGGUCAUGCGGCUUGAAGAACAGGGCCUGGAUCCAAAUUUGAAGAACAAGGACAACUUUGCGCCUCAUUCGGCGCCCUCUGCUGAUGAAGCCAGGAGCUGCUUUGCCCCGUGCGAGUCGAGGUUGAGGCAUGUGCAGGUCACGCUGCCCAACGGUCGUCACGACAAGACCGCCAUCAGAUGCAUCCCUGUAACCCGCUAUGCGGUAAACGAUGCUAUCUUGCGAGAAUACGAUCCCGUUCAGAACGUAUGGCAAGAUGCUCCGGAGUCUGUCAAUGUCCCCAUCGGGUAGCCGGCGUCGCAUUUGCUGGCACUCUAUUGGUUCGGUCCGGCCCGGGGAUCCAGGGAAUACUGCGAGGUGUAAGACGCUUUAUACGCUGGAUAUCCACUCGUUACGCAAAUGGGAGCUUCAGAUUUGCGAAGUACACCUCCAUUUGUGGAA